Molecule: messenger RNA, 3290 nt
Organism: Cygnus olor (mute swan)
Lineage: Eukaryota; Metazoa; Chordata; Aves; Anseriformes; Anatidae
Product: keratin, type II cytoskeletal 2 epidermal-like
Exons: 16
Coding region: 79-3096 (1005 amino acids)
Cellular component (GO): keratin filament
Molecular function (GO): structural molecule activity
Source: RefSeq, a predicted model, not a curated record
GGGGGAAGCUCACUCCCGCUGUCUGCGCUGCCAAGCCGGGUGUCCCUCUCCAGCGCCACAGCUCCACUGCCCCUCGCCAUGAGCACCACCACUGUCAGGCAGUACUCCUCCUCCUCCUCCCUCAAGGGCCUGGGGGGCCUGGGGGGAGGCUCCAGCAGGCUUUCCUGCGUGCGCGGAGGAGGCUACAGAGCCCCCAGCGUCCACGGAGGCUCCAGCAGCUACUCCGUCUCCUCCCGCAUCGUCUCGGGGCUGGGCAGCGGCUAUGGGGGCAGCUACUGCAGCAGCGUCGGAGGGGGCCUGGGCGCUGCCUUCGGGGGUAGCUACGGGGCCGGCUUCGGGGCCGGCUUCGGGGCCGGCUUUGGAAGUGGCUUCGGAGGCGGCUUUGGCGGUGGCGAUGGUAUCCUCCCGGCCGGCGAGAAGGAGACGAUGCAGAACCUCAACGACCGCCUGGCCGCCUACCUGGACAAGGUGCGUGCCCUGGAGGACGCCAACACCGACCUGGAGGUCAAGAUCCGGGAGUGGUACAAGAAGCAGGGACCUGGUCCGGACCGUGACUACAGCCCCUACUACAGGACCAUCGAGGAGCUCAGGAGCAAGGUGCUGGUGGCCACAGUCGACAACGCCAACAUCCUCCUGCAGAUUGACAAUGCCAGGCUGACAGCUGACGACUUCAGGACCAAGUUUGAGACGGAGCAGGCUCUGCGCCUGAGCGUGGAGGCUGACAUCAACGGCCUGCGCAGAGUCCUGGACGAGCUGACCCUGGCCAGAGCUGACCUGGAGAUGCAGAUUGAAUCGCUGAAGGAGGAGCUGGCCUACCUCAAGAAGAACCAUGAGGAGGAAAUGAACGCCCUGCGUGGGCAAGUGGGUGGAGAGAUCAGCGUGGAGAUGGACGCUGCUCCUGGAAUCGACCUCACCAAGAUCCUGGCCGACAUGAGGGAGCAGUACGAGAGCCUGGCCGAGAAGAACCGCAGGGACGCCGAGCAGUGGUUCUUCAGCAAGACGGAGGAGCUGAACCGCGAGGUGGCCAUCAACACGGAGCAGCUCCAGAGCGGCAAGACGGAGAUCACGGAGCUGCGACGCACCAUCCAGAGCCUGGAGAUAGACCUGCAGUCCCAGCUCAGCACGAAAGCGGCGCUGGAGGGCACCUUGGCCGACACAGAGAACCGCUACGGCACCCAGCUGGCCCAGCUGCAGGGGCUGAUCACCAGCGUGGAGGAGCAGCUGGGCGAGCUGCGCUGCGACAUGGAGCGCCAGAACCACGAGUACAGGGUCCUGCUGGACGUCAAGUGCCGCCUGGAGCAGGAGAUCGCCACGUACCGCCGCCUCCUGGAGGGCGAGGACGCCCACAUGUCUUCUCACUACACCUCGCAGCCUGUGAAAGAAGCACCCGUAACUACCCGCCAAAUCCGCACGAUCUUCGAGGAAGUGCAGGACGGGAAGGUGAUUUCCUCCCGCGAGCAGAUCACCCAGAACAAAGGAAAAAUGACGAUUCUGGAAGUUGGCUCAGAUUUUAGGAGUGAUGAAAAUCAUCGGGAAUGCAACAACAAAAAAAAAAAAGUGCCGGCAACGCCUCCUGCCCGGGCUAUAAAGGGCUCCAAGCCCGGGGGAAGCUCACUCCCGCUGUCUGCGCUGCCAAGCCGGGUGUCCCUCUCCAGCGCCACAGCUCCACUGCCCCUCGCCAUGAGCACCACCACUGUCAGGCAGUACUCCUCCUCCUCCUCCCUCAAGGGCCUGGGGGGCCUGGGGGGAGGCUCCAGCAGGCUUUCCUGCGUGCGCGGAGGAGGCUACAGAGCCCCCAGCGUCCACGGAGGCUCCAGCAGCUACUCCGUCUCCUCCCGCAUCGUCUCGGGGCUGGGCAGCGGCUAUGGGGGCAGCUACUGCAGCAGCGUCGGAGGGGGCCUGGGCACUGCCUUCGGGGGUAGCUACGGGGCCGGCUUCGGGGCCGGCUUCGGGGCCGGCUUUGGAAGCGGCUUCGGAGGUGGCUUUGGCGGUGGCGAUGGCAUCCUCCCGGCCGGCGAGAAGGAGACGAUGCAGAACCUCAACGACCGCCUGGCCGCCUACCUGGACAAGGUGCGUGCCCUGGAGGACGCCAACACCGACCUGGAGGUCAAGAUCCGGGAGUGGUACAAGAAGCAGGGACCUGGUCCGGACCGUGACUACAGCCCCUACUACAGGACCAUCGAGGAGCUCAGGAGCAAGAUUCUUGCUGCUACCGUCGAAAAUGCCAACAUCGUCUUACAGAUUGACAACGCCAGGCUGGCGGCUGAUGACUUCAGAACCAAGUUUGAGACGGAGCAGGCUCUGCGCCUGAGCGUGGAGGCCGACAUCAACGGCCUGCGCAGAGUCCUGGAUGAGCUGACCCUGGCCAGAGCUGACCUGGAGAUGCAGAUCGAGAACCUGAAGGAGGAGCUGGCCUACCUCAAGAAGAACCACGAGGAGGAAAUGAAUGCCCUGCGUGGGCAAGUGGGUGGAGAGAUCAGCGUGGAGAUGGACGCUGCUCCUGGAAUCGACCUCACCAAGAUCCUGGCCGACAUGAGGGAGCAGUACGAGAGCCUGGCCGAGAAGAACCGCAGGGACGCCGAGCAGUGGUUCUUCAGCAAGACGGAGGAGCUGAACCGCGAGGUGGCCAUCAACACGGAGCAGCUCCAGAGCGGCAAGACGGAGAUCACGGAGCUGCGACGCACCAUCCAGAGCCUGGAGAUAGACCUGCAGUCCCAGCUCAGCACGAAAGCGGCGCUGGAGGGCACCUUGGCCGACACAGAGAACCGCUACGGCACCCAGCUGGCCCAGCUGCAGGGGCUGAUCACCAGCGUGGAGGAGCAGCUGGGCGAGCUGCGCUGCGACAUGGAGCGCCAGAACCACGAGUACAGGGUCCUGCUGGACGUCAAGUGCCGCCUGGAGCAGGAGAUCGCCACGUACCGCCGCCUCCUGGAGGGCGAGGACGCCCACAUCUCUUCCCAGUACUCCUCUGCGAUGUCCUCGCACUCCGGCAGGGACGCCAUGACGUCCUCCCGCCAGGUCCGCACGAUCGUGGAGGAGGUGCAGGACGGGAAGGUGGUCUCCUCCCGGGAGCAGGUCGCCCUCACCACCCGCUAACGGCGCUGGGGACCUUCGGCCCCAGGCUCAGGCUCGUGGCCGCUGAACCAAGCCCUGGCUGAGGCUCUGUUCAGUGGGGCUGUGCCGCAGGCAGCUUCAUCCGGCUGCUUCUGUGCCCUGAUUUACCCUAAUUUUUGCGCAGGUGCUAACGUGCUCUCUAUACACAUUUAAUAAAGCUUUUUUUUUUUCAUUCA